Neurospora tetrasperma FGSC 2508 is the source of this 1848-nucleotide messenger RNA. RefSeq lists its product as uncharacterized. Lineage: Eukaryota; Fungi; Ascomycota; Sordariomycetes; Sordariales; Sordariaceae. The transcript is spliced from 4 exons. Bases 1 to 1848 code for a protein of 615 amino acids. The record is from RefSeq and is a predicted model, not a curated record.
AUGGCUGCACCUUCUCCCCCUCCAUUCAGAAAUGGCAGUCCCAGCAAGCCGGUACCUAAUGAGCUGAAGCAAUACUACUUAUGUUCCGCGUGGAAGUUCACGGACCGCGCAGUUGAUUAUCUGAUUGCCAAACUGAGAGACGAGCAAGUCCAAGAUGCUGAUUUCAGUUGGGAGUCCAAGUACGGAUGGAUCAAGACAAUCUCUCCAGCCAGCAAGGAAACCGAGAUACGAAAGUUUUGGCAAGAGCUUGUGACAGAGGUUGAACAAGACGCUUAUGAACGUGCCGAGGACAACAUCAUUCAGUACAACUUCACGCUCAAGCACGGGUUCAAGGACGAGAUGAUCGAGUACCCAGAUGGUCUUUCCGAAUCCAGCGAUGGCGAUGCCCGUAACCCUAGCAUCAAUGACUCCGAGGAUAUCGCAACGCGCAACACCUUUCCUCCACAGUUCAGUAACCGGUUCCCUAGCCUUGGGACCUGGACCAAGCUCGAGGGAGAGGACCCGUCUCUCACGAUUCAACGCGUCUUCAACGAAGAUGACCGACUCCAGCUUCAGCAAGAUACCGGGGUUGAGAUUUCGUACGAUCUGGGAAAGGUUGUAUACCUUGGUGCAGAAAGCCAAGACAAAAUCAAGAAGGCCAAGGAGAAACUAGAUAUCCUGCUGGAGUCUAUAACCGCCCCCGUACCUGAUGUCCAAUUUCUUCUCUACACCGAAGGCUACAAGGACCCGGUGCUCAACGACUCCAAGUUCGACAUCCGAUAUCUCGCCAACAUCGACCCCAAGCUCCCGUCUACAACUCUUUUGGAUCCGAUCUUAUUUCCAGAUUUACCCCAAGAGUAUGCUCGCAUGUACCACGUUGGAAGUUCUAUUCGACUUUGUCCAUACAACUCCGUACUACGCGCACACUCGUCUCUAUUCGGCCCUGUGAUUUUGACCAGAGAGCGGACGAAGAAUGAUAUGUUGGUGCCGCGUCCUGUUCUCACAACUAAGUCGGAAAGGACCUUGAUUGACAUAUCUACUGCCCCCAUCGAUGGACUAGCUGGCCCUAUUCUCAACGAAAAUGCGAUUGACCAAAGACUGAACGUCAAUGACUGGUUGAAUGAUAUUCCCGAAGGCUUAAAUUCAGUACCGACACAGGAUACCCUUGCGUCGAGGCCUGCCACGCCUGGCUUAGCGGUUCUGGUGCCAACUAUCUCUUGGGAUAUGCCCGCCCUUAUCCCGACACAAGGCACCAAGUUAUCAGACAAAGUUGAAUCAUCUAAAGCAGACAUAGAGAGGAGCACCCUCAAGGGUGAAUCUCUGAGUUUUGACCAAGAAAAGAAGCAGAAGAGUAUUCAACAAGUCCUUCAAGCUGUGCCCAGAUUUCUUGAAAACGGCCCAUAUCUGAGGGGGGAAGUCACCGUUUCGGCAGACUUUGGGCGUAUACUCAUUCCCGAGCUCGCAGCAAAUGCUACAGCCUUCAACGGCAGGAACACCAGGAGUAAUGGGUGGAAGAGGAGGGAUCUGAUGUUGACACUGCAUCAAAUCAAGCCUGGAACCGCAGGUCAGGAGUCUCUAGUUGCCGGCAAUAUUUGCUUCACGAAGAUUCUGAGCACACACGGCUUAGACUUGGAGGGGUUGAUCAAUACCAAGGACGAGAGAACAUCCAAGCGCCUGUGGCUAAAAGCUCCUUCAAGGUGCUGGACGGUGUAUUCCUUUUCCUGUCGGUUGGCUGGCAAAACCCCUGACCAGUUUCUUGUGGAGAUUACGGACUGUGGCAGCGACUCCUUCUCAUACACGAUUCGAGGGCUGACUGAGCCUGGAUGUUCCCAGAAGUUGAUUUAUGUCAACGCAGUGUUACGCAACUAG